This is a messenger RNA of Penicillium samsonianum, 1332 nucleotides long. RefSeq names its product glutamine synthetase. Lineage: Eukaryota; Fungi; Ascomycota; Eurotiomycetes; Eurotiales; Aspergillaceae. The record is from RefSeq and is a predicted model, not a curated record. Gene Ontology annotation, molecular function: glutamine synthetase activity. The transcript has a single exon. The coding region runs from base 1 to 1332 and encodes 443 amino acids.
AUGCAGCUCUUGACAGCGACGGGACCUCCGUCAAAUUCAGCGGAAGUGCUGAAUAAAUUCCGAGGAAAUCAUCCCGAGAUAAAAUUCCUACGCUUUCAAUGGCAGGACUAUUCAGGCGUUAUCCGGGGGCGCGUCGUCCCGAUGAAUACCGUCAUGGGCCAGAUUGCGAAAGGAGGUCCUCUCAAGGCCACUGGUCUUGCGAUGUGCGUUGCUCUUACUAACAAUCUGAUCCCUUCCACACCUCUUGACGGCCAGUACUGGUUGGUCCCGGACUGGUCAACUCUUCAUCCGACCGCCAGCCCUGGAAGCGCACAGGUGAUGUGCGCCUUGGAUUUCACGGUGCCAGCCACUGGUCCAGUCAGCCGCGAAGUGUGUCCGAGACACGUGCUGAACAAAGUUCUGCUACGGGCCCGUGACAGCUGGGGUUUGACUUUUUUGGUGGGGUUCGAGGUGGAGUUUGUGGUUAUGAAAGCCAACAAAAGCACGGGGAAGAUGGAGCGAUGUAGCGACGGCUGGGGACUUUUCUCUAUCUCCGGCCUGCGAGACCCUUGCUACCAAUACGUGGAAGAAUGCGUCGUUCAACUGGAAGCUCUAGGUGUGGAUUUCCAGGCAAUCCAUACGGAGGGCCAGCGAGGCCAAUAUGAGUUCGCCUUAGGACCAAAGCCACCCCUCGAAGCAGUCGACCAGUUAGUGCUGGUACAGACCUACCUUAAGGACACAUUCGCUCGUCAUGGCUAUAUGGUGACCAUGGUUCCUAAGCCCGUGGCUUCGGAAUCUCUGGCGAGCGGCCAGCACACGCACCUUUCAUUACAGCCUGCAAGCCCCGAUCUCGAAGAAUCGUUCCUCGCUGGCAUUCUCAAACGUCUACCAGCCCUCUGCAGCUUUUGCUUACCACAGGAUGUUUCCUAUGAGCGUCUCGUGCCAUUUGUGGCUGGCGGCAAUACCGCCUGCUGGGGAACAGAAACACGUUUUGCGCCGAUCCGGAAGAUCGAACCUAGCCGGUGGGAAAUCCGAAACAUCGAUGCAAUGGCCAAUAUGUAUUCUACUCUGGCAGCCAUUAUUGGUGCUGGUCUUUGUGGUCUGGUUGACCAGGAACCUCUUUUGUGGCCCGAUCUAGGUGACCCGGCAAAUAAAGACGCCUCCCGAGGGGAACCACUACCCAAGAAUUUGGAGGAAGGACUAGCCUUGCUGGAUAUGGAUGCUUUUGGUCUUGCCGAUAUAAUUGGCCGCCCCAUAAUCGAUCGGUACGUCGAGAUGAAGCGCUUUGAAUUGUCUAAGAUCAAAGUGCUGGAUCCGGAUGUGGUGAGAGAGUUGUUCAUUGAGCUGUUUUAA